AUGCGAACAUCAGGAAGACGGACUUCUGACAGACAAUCCACAUCCUUGUUAAGUGAUGCAUUACCUGAUGUAAGCAGUUCUGUUGGUGUUCUUGCUGAUGAUUCGAGAAAUAUUGUCACACUCAUUGAAGAAGAAUAUAACAAAAUUUCGCAAAAAAUUAUCAUGGUAGAUAAUGCGAAUUCUACUCAAGGACUUCGACUUUCUUAUAAAUCCAAAUGUUUGCAUGGCUAUGCUCUGAAAGAAACCAAUGUUUGUGAAGGAAUCAAAGUUGGCGACGAGGUAACAUUUGAAGUAACACUGGAAGCUACACAUUGCGUAAAGCAACGAGAUUUUGAACUCAAAAUUGGCCCCAGUGGCUUGGAUGAGACACUUGCUGUUGACGUUCACGUCCAAUGCGACUGUGAUUGUGAAUCAAAUGUAAUUGUCUUUACAAUAGAAUAUAGUCCUGUAUGUCACGGUAAGGGUGAUUUAGUAUGUGGCGUUUGCAUCUGCAGAGGAACGAAUGUUGGACGCCAUUGUGAGUGCGACGCUCCUGGACUUUCAACCGUUGCUCUUGAUGCCAAGUGUAAAAGGACGAAUGAAAGUGCCAUAUGUGAAGGUCGCGGUAUUUGUAAUUGUGGUGUUUGUGAAUGCAUUCAGCGUGAUAAUGUAAAUGAGAAAAUAUCGGGUCAAUAUUGUGAAUGUGAUAAUUUCAAUUGUCCACGACACGACCGGAAAAUAUGUGCUGGGCAUGGUACUUGUGAUUGUGGGCAGUGCACCUGUGAGCCUGGAUGGACUGGUCGCGCAUGUGAAUGUCCCCUCAGUUUGGAUAGUUGUAUGGCAGCUAAUGGAAAAGUUUGUAACGGUCAGGGUGAAUGUAUCUGUGGUCGAUGUAGAUGUUUUAGUGAUGGUCCCGGCAACCGAUAUUCAGGUCCGAAAUGCGAAAUUUGUCCGACUUGCCCUUCAAAAUGUGUCGAACACAAGCCAUGUGUAAUGUGCCAACAAUGGCAGACUGGCCCGUAUAAUGAAACUCAAUGUGCUGAUUGUCCUUUUACUGUAAUAGCAGUCAAGGAGUUACCUGUAUUGAAUGAAACUAUUGAAUGCCAGUUUGUGGAUUCAGCUGAUGACUGCACUUUUUAUUUUCUGUAUUUUCAUGACGAAAGAACUGACAAUUUAACGGUUUGGGUAAAAGAAGAAAAGGAUUGUCCACCACCUGUUCCUGUACUUGCCAUAGUUCUUGGCGUCAUCGCUGGUAUUGUCAUAUUAGGAUUGAUAUUAUUGCUUGUUUGGAAAUUGCUUACCGUGCUUCAUGAUCGUGCUGAAUUUGCCAAGUUUGAUAAUGAAAGGCUUAUGGCUAAGUGGGACACGAAUGAAAACCCCAUCUAUAAACAAGCAACAACAACAUUCAAAAACCCUGUUUAUAUCGGAAAUUCGAUGAAAAACAAGUGA
Messenger RNA from Dracunculus medinensis (Guinea worm), 1428 nucleotides. The record is from the annotation of a GenBank genome assembly. Lineage: Eukaryota; Metazoa; Nematoda; Chromadorea; Rhabditida; Dracunculidae.